AUGGCGGACGAACUGGAUGCCGAGCUGCUCGCGCUGGCAGGUGACUCCUCAGACGAGGAGUCAUCACCUCCCCCCAAGCAGAAGUCUGAAUCUCCUGCUCCUUCAGCAUCUCCAUCAUCCAGCAUGGCCCGCAAAGGAGUCGCUAAACCGGUUCGUCGGAACAAGAAAUCACGCAGGGACGAUGAGGAGGAUGGAGAAGUGUCUGACGCUGGAUCUCACCACUCACUCGAAUCUGCUAGCAUGUCAGAAUCCGAGGCUGCCUCUGACUCCGAAGGAUCUAGCGAAGGAGGCGACGAGGAUCGCCCCAUCUUUCCCUACGAGAAGCUCUAUUACUCUGCGAAAGACAAGGAAGAGAUCAUGGCAAUGCCGGAAAUUCAACGUGAACAGAUCCUUUCGGAACGAGCGCAAGAGGUUGAUCGACGCAAUCAAGAUCUCGCACUUCGUCGUCUUCUCGCAUCUCGUGAGCGCGACGAAGCUCGUCGAGUGAAAAAGUCCAAGCGAAAGGCUAGUGUGGCGGAUCUGGAAGAGGGUCAACGCAAGAGCUCGCGACAGAAGACUACACUUGGCGGUCGCAAGGUCGGGGAGGCCUCCGAGGCCAUCGAGGCAUACAAGCGACAGCGGGAAAAGAAGGGCAAACGUGAUGAGCUCCGUCGUCGCGAGACCGCCACUGGGGACCAGGCUACACCAAAGGAUGAAGGACCCUCGGACAAGGAUGCAGAUGGGGAAAGCGAGGUAGAAUGGGACAAUCGCGAGCGCUCACCAUCGCUUCCCAAGGAUGACCCACCAGCGGAAUUGCGUGAUAUUCAACGUGCCCGAGUGGGACGUACCAACUUCGCUCAAGUUUGUUUCUAUCCAAGAUUCGACGAGUGCAUUUCCGGUUGCUAUGCGCGAGUCAACAUUGGCCCCAAUAGGGACUCUGGCAACAAUGAAUAUCGGCUGUGCUUGAUCAAGAGAUUCACCGUAGGACGACCCUACGCUAUGGAAGGCCCGAAUGGCCGUUCAUUCGUGACGAAUCAAUAUGCUGUACUGGCGCAUGGCAAGGCGGAGCGCGAGUUUCCCUUCGUCGCCUGUUCGGAUUCGCCUUUCACCGAGGCCGAAUUCAGCCGCUAUCGUCAAACAAUGGCCGUUGAAGACUGCAAGAUCGCUACCAAGUCAACGUUGGCCGAAAAGGUGGCGGAUAUCAAUCGCUUGCUCAAUCACCAAUUCACCAAGGAGGAGCUGAACGAGAAGUUGCGCAAGCAGGGCUCACUGGACAACAAGAUGCGCACAUUCAAGCGAUUAGAGACUGAGAAGCAGUUGAAGUUGGCCAGAGCUGCCGGGGAUGAUGAAGAGGUAUCCAAACUGGAGAAGGAGCUGGCCGAGCUGGCAGGACCCAAGCUGGCCGUUAGUUCCCACAACGCGAGACCCCGCUCCAAGAAACCGUCGGAUUACGAACGGCUUGCCGAGUUGAAUUUUCGCAAUCAGAAACUCAAUACUGAGAGUGUGCGACGUGCCCAAUUGGAGGAAAGACGGGCUAAUCGCAAAGCAGCUGCAGCUGUCGCCCGUGGUGAAGCACAGGCUAACCCGUUUAUGCGUGUUCGCACCCUUGCGAGAACCCACUACGAUGCGAACGGGAACAGCCUGACGCCAGAUUCGACUGCCAGCCGAAAUGAGACUCCUGCUACAGCAUCAGAGACGCCUUCGAAGGCGGGGACUCCAAAACCUACUGGGCAUGUCCAGAAGAAGCAAUCCAAGGGGGGCGUUGCCACGAUCCGCCAUCGGAACAUGGACGAUGAGAAUAUCGCGGCUCUAGAUUUGGAUAUUGACAUCGAAAUAUGA
Molecule: messenger RNA, 1818 nt
Organism: Aspergillus clavatus NRRL 1
Lineage: Eukaryota; Fungi; Ascomycota; Eurotiomycetes; Eurotiales; Aspergillaceae
Product: RNA polymerase-associated protein
Exons: 4
Coding region: 1-1818 (605 amino acids)
Cellular component (GO): Cdc73/Paf1 complex
Molecular function (GO): RNA polymerase II C-terminal domain phosphoserine binding; DNA binding
Source: RefSeq, a predicted model, not a curated record